Messenger RNA from Ctenopharyngodon idella (grass carp), 2390 nucleotides. It is a transcript of the gene sstr5, whose product is annotated as somatostatin receptor 5. The transcript has 3 exons. Gene Ontology annotation, biological process: neuropeptide signaling pathway; cellular response to glucocorticoid stimulus; regulation of insulin secretion. The record is from RefSeq and is a predicted model, not a curated record. Gene Ontology annotation, molecular function: neuropeptide binding; somatostatin receptor activity. NCBI's taxonomy places the organism in Eukaryota, Metazoa, Chordata, Actinopteri, Cypriniformes, Xenocyprididae. Gene Ontology annotation, cellular component: neuron projection; membrane. Bases 500 to 1669 code for a protein of 389 amino acids.
CGCGCUGAUGACCAGCCAAACCCAUACACCGCGCGCGCAUGGAGAGAGCAGCACCUCUCCACCUGAACCGAGCUGGAUAAUUCAACCUUCGUAGUGAGGAAAACACGACAAGCAUAGUUUUACAUUUAUUAGGUACUUGGGAACAAACAGCUGUUAAAAUGGUUUGCCGUAUGUGAAUGUUUAGCCAUUUAAAGUUGUGGUUUUCUCAAGAAAAAUAAUGCGGAUUAUGUGUGCGCCGCAAUAUAACGCCUUAUAGUGAACACAUUAAAACUGGAAUCGGGGAUGACGGUGAUGUGCUGGCUCUUGAUGUUGGAUCUUAGACAAAUAGACAUUCAGUCAUUAAAUCCUUAUUGAUCACUAAAACUGGGAAGAGUCUGAUUAAUUAGUGGAAGCGCUCCUGAAACCCAGAGGACGAUGCGUUGCGUUUGAGCCCUUCUGUGACUCAGAAAUCAGACGUUCCUUGCCAAAUCGGUGCCUGCCUGCUUGGCUGCAUCUAAAUAUGGCAACCAAUGGGCCCAUGUGCAACACGUCAAUCUUCAACUACGCAAACCAGUCCAAUGAUAUAACCAAUAUUUCCCUUCACCUAAAUGAAAGCUUGCUGGGCGAGGAAGACAGUGCAAAGGUCCUGGCCGUAAUCUACCUCGUUGUGUUUGUCGUGGGUUUGACAGGAAACUCUCUGGCCAUUUUCGUGGUUCUGCGCUACACCAAAAUGAAGACGGUCACUAAUAUGUACAUCUUGAACCUGGCAGUGGCUGACGAGUUGUACAUUCUGGGACUUCCAUUUCUCACCACCCACAACGUUCUCACCUACUGGCCAUUUGGAAACUUCCUCUGUCGUAUUCUGAUGUGGGCAGACUCCAUCAGUCAAUUUACUAGCACAUUCUGUCUGACAGUAAUGAGCAUUGAUCGCUAUAUGGCUGUGGUACAUCCUAUCCGCAGUGCAAGGUGGCGGCGACCCAGUGUUGCCAAGGUGAUAAAUAGCAUGGUAUGGGCACUGGCCUGUCUACUGACACUGCCAGUCAUCAUUUACUGUGACGUUCAGCCGGAGCUCAACACCUGCAACCUGAGCUGGCCUGAACCACGUGAUGUGUGGUCCACUGCCUUCAUCCUCUACACCGCCAUUCUAGGUUUCUUCUGUCCACUGCUGGUCAUCUGCCUGUGUUACCUGCUCAUCGUGAUCAAGGUAAAGUCUGCCGGGGCACGGGCCGGACUCUCCAAACGGCGCGCGUCUGAGAAAAAAGUAACGAGAAUGGUGGUGAUCAUCGUGGUGGUGUUCGUCCUGUGCUGGCUGCCGUUUUUUAUGCUCAACAUCAUCAAUGUGAUCAGAACACUCCCGGAGAACGGCAUCAUCACCGGCGUGUACUUUCUCACCGUCAUCCUGACCUACGUCAACAGCUGCGCCAAUCCGCUGCUCUACGGUUUUCUGUCGGACAACUUCAAGCGGAGCUUCCAGAAAGUUCUGUGCAUCCACAGGGUCAACGGGAUCAGUGACGGUCUCCCUAGUCGCGCACGCCUCAGCAGGACCCAUCAUAAUGAGCCCAUCUUCCCUCCAAGGAGCUUUGACAACGACCCUGUCCAGAGCUAUCAAUCCAUUGGUUUGGAGGCCGAGCCCUGUGCCAAAACAGAAAUCCACCGCCCUGGACCACAAGUGAUCAGCCAGUCCAUAUAAAAUUCUGUGACAGGAAAGUUGGAUGGAUUUUACAUGUAUAUGCUUUUUGUUCUGUUCAAGUAUGUUGUCUAAGUGAAGUCAUUCCUGCAUACAAACAAUACUGCAUAUAUAUAAAGUUGUUGUCUAUGCCUAGAUCAAAGACUCUCUGGUGCACAAAGACGAUACAUUUCCAUAUAAAUAUAUUUCUUCUAUGAGAAGAAAUCAGUGAUGUUAUAUGUGACUGUAAAUAUGUAUUAUAAUGAGAAAUGGCUCAUCAUUAUGUUCAGCAUGACUGAAUGAAACUGGGAAACUGUUCAUCCAUGACCUUUGGACCAAUUUGGACAGUUAAGAGAGGAAGUUCCUUCUGCUGUUACAUUUUGAUGGAUCAUUGAUAAUUUGGUGGCGGUUCUGAAAAUAUUCACUCUCAAAAAAGCUCUCUUGGUGGAUUUUCCUUCAAAGCAGAGUGAUACACACAGAGACUAAGUCUCAUAUAGGACUUGAUGGAAAUGCCAAAUACCCUAUUUAUUAAAGUCUUUACACAAACCUAUUUAUGAUGGAUGAAGAAGUUCCAUAGUUGGAGCAGAAUCAAUGCCCAAAACAUUCUCAGAGCAGUAGGAACCUGCACAGGCAGAAAUCGAGAUGUUUUCUUUAAUCGGGGUGGAAAAGGUAUACUUGUAUUAUGCUACCUUUGUGUUGAAAUUGUUUGUAUUACUGCUAAUAAACCUGAGCUAAAGAAUUACAA